This is a messenger RNA of Coprinopsis cinerea okayama7#130, 1401 nucleotides long. Its product is annotated as FAD binding domain-containing protein. The coding region runs from base 1 to 1401 and encodes 466 amino acids. The transcript has 8 exons. NCBI's taxonomy places the organism in Eukaryota, Fungi, Basidiomycota, Agaricomycetes, Agaricales, Psathyrellaceae. The record is from RefSeq and is a predicted model, not a curated record. Gene Ontology annotation, molecular function: oxidoreductase activity; FAD binding.
AUGACUUCUCUUGAAGUGUUUGCGCAAAUGAUAAAGGGUGACAUUGUCACCCCGGCCGACCCCUCUUAUCCCGCUUCCCUUGUCCGCUGGGCGAAGAAUGCGGAGUGCAAGGCCAGGGUUGUCGUCAAGGACGCGGAAGACGUAGCCAGGUCGAUUGCUUAUGCCAAAGAGCAUAAUCUCCUUUUUGCCAUCCACGGAGGUGGUCAUAACGCCUCUGGUGCCUCGUCUGCGGAAGAUGGCCUUGUCGUCGAUUUGUCCCGUUACUUUGCUGGCGUGCGCGUCGAUUCUGAGAAGCGCCUCGCGUACAUCGGCGGAGGUGCUAUUUGGAAAACAGUGGAUGAAGCUGCCAUUGAAUAUGGCUUGGCCACUGUUGGUGGAACUGUUCACAACACUGGUGUUGGAGGGCUAACCCUUGGUGGAGGGUAUGGUUAUCUCAGCGGAAGGCAUGGCUUGACGAUCGACAACUUUGAGCAGGCCACCCUAGUUCUCGCGGACGGAUCAGUUGUUACUGCUAGCGAGACCGAGAACUCAGACCUCUUCUGGGGAAUACGAGGCGGAGGCUCCAACUUUGGCGUUGUCACAGAGUUUGUUCUCAGACUCCAUCCCCAGCGGAAGACCGUGUUUGCGGGGAUAUCCAUUUUCAACAUGAAUCAGGUAGAGCAGCUCGUGAAGGUUACUCUUGAAUGGGCGAGAACAGUCCACGAAGAUGAGGUUAUUUUCCAUCUAGCUGGCACUGACGACGUUGGGAACCCCAUGCUUCCUGUUCUUUUCUUCUACAAUGGGAACGAGCAAGAGGGAAGAGAGAGGUUCAAAGACUUCUUCGCAAUUGGCCCUGUCGUUGAUGGGACGAAGGAGAUACCCUACGAGAAAUUGAACGCAAUCCUGACCCCUAUGGUUCCCCACGGCAAAGGCCGCUAUCUCAGAGCUAUCGGGCACAAAGAACCCGAUCUGACUAGCACACUCUUGUUCCUCCAGAAGGCCUCCGAGAUUACGAAGCAGGGUACAUUCAAGCUUCUGGCAUUGCACGAGUAUCGCUCCAAUGCGAAAAUUAACUCCGUUCCGAUGGAGGGUACGGCGUUUCGCCGAACCCCCGCUCAAAGCAUAUUCUUCUUUGCGACUUGGGACAAGCCGACAGGGGAUCAAACCGAGCUCAGCAAAAAAGCGAGACAGCUCAUCGACGAAGCUAUAAACGAGUGUUUCCUCUCGAAGACCCUCAAAAUGGGUAUGUCUGAAGAGUACGAUGUGGCAGGAUAUGCGAACGUAGAGAUGAUACACGAGCGUAAUGACGUGGCAAGAGUUCGUGCCAGCUUUGGAGAGAACUUUCCGAGGCUUCAAGAGGUCAAGAAGAAGUACGAUCCGGAGGCCUUCUUCAACCGAUGGUGCCCUAUCCCUCUUCCAUGA